Messenger RNA from Moneuplotes crassus, 786 nucleotides. Lineage: Eukaryota; Ciliophora; Spirotrichea; Euplotida; Euplotidae. The record is from the annotation of a GenBank genome assembly.
AUUAUGGGUUCAUCAGCAUCCUACAGAGAGUACGGAAACACUUAUGAUAGCACAUAUAUCAGCAAGGAUAAGGAAAAUUUACAGAAGAUUAACUGCAAACCUAGAAAGAUUACGCAUUUGAGGUUUUUCUAUGACAAGACUUUCAUUGUAGGCAUUGAAACAUAUUACGAUGGAGUCUCAGCUGGUGCUAACCUUGGAAUUGAAUUCAAGGAAGCUGAUUAUUUUGAUUUUAUCCUUGGUCCAAAUGAGUUUAUUACAAAUAUUAGUGGAUCUGCAUGAGAAGUUAUUGAUGAGCUCUUUUUUACAACAACUAAUGGAAGAAUUUUCCGGAUCGGUCAAAAUAAAAGAGGGAAGGCUUUCAAAUUAGAAGCUAAAGGCAAAGUUGUAACUAGUCUCACAACUGGAAUGGGAUUAUUUUUGCAUAAGAUAGGAGCUAUUUUCGAAAAGAGACCUAAGCAAAGACAUUCAGUGUUCCAGUAUCCACAAAGCCAAAGAACUUUUACUCAAACUGCUCCAAGGAGGGAAGAUACAUUGAGGCCUUUUUCAAGAGAAGAAAUCCUAAGGAAUUCUGUUCAUAUAGAAACAGUUUCUCCUCAACAGUAUAUGAGGAUGGAUACACCUUCUAGAAUUGAGGAGUCAUCUUUUGAUAGCUCUCAAACUAUUGAACCUAUUAACCAAUCAAAGCCAAGCAACUAUAGGAUGACUCAGGUGUAUAAUGGCCUUGAGCCUCAGCCUGUAAGGACAAGUCAGCCUCAGUUCAAUUAUUACUCUAUUAAUCAUCGAUAA